UCAAAAUGGUCGCUUUGUAUGGUUUGCCAACUUGCAUGUCUGUGUUUUAGAGUCCUUUGUUUUCGUUAUUUGUUGAAUAUAGUUUAACAUUAAGGCCGAAACCUACUCUAUUCACUACUGUUUCGUGUAUGCAUGAACAUUUAUUCUAUAUUCAUAAUUUGUGGUGUAUAAGAAAGAUGUCAUCGGUAAUGUGAGAGCAUUCUACUACAUUUUUAUUUUACGGGAUUAUGACGUCUAGGAUUCACAUUUGGAUUUGCAAAGAAUAAAGAAAAUCAGUUUUCAAGUUGAUUUAAGUUCAAUAUACAAUGUUGAUAUAUGUGGAACAUUGAAACAAAAACACGUUACAAUACACAGUACAAGAAACUUAAGACUGUUGAAAUAUAAGUGCAAAUUAAGGAAUACAAAUGCGAACUGUGAGUGUUUGUGGGAGCAGGAUGCUAAUGUGAUGGGAGGGGUGGGGUGAGAGGUGAGGCGCUCGGGCGCGGGCGCCAUGAACCCGCCGGCGCCCGGCAAGACGGCCACGCGCUCAUCAGGGUACAACCAGAAAGCGCUCGCCGAAAUACGUAAUUCAUUACUCCCGUUUGCGAACAUCGGGAGCUCUGAGCCUCCUGGCUCUUCAGCGGCCAGUACAGUCAGUUCUGGAGUCAGCUCUGGCUUCAGCUCAUCAUCUGGAAAUGGACUUGAUAAAGACUUGAGUGUAUUACCUCAGUCACUUAACCAGCCAAUAACACUAAACUAUGAUGACGAUCCAGCAGUUAAUGCUCUUAAAUAUGCAGGUGGCCGUUUUGAUACGGCCCUUGAAUAUCUCUCAAAGAAGCAAGAACCACUCAAUGGUGUGCUUAAAUCGAACAAUUUAAGUGCUCUUAGUACAAAGCUUAUAAGAAAACCUAGCUUAGAGCGAGAAAUUAACCUUCACCGAGGAAGCCCAGCUCUAGAUUCAGGAGCGGGAAGUUCGAGGUCGGAUAGUCCUCGACAAUCUGACGCCCCUCCUUUGCCUCACGAAAAGUUGAGUCGGCAGUAUUCACCGUCAGGUUUUUCUGAACCACCCCCACCGCCGCCGCCGAGAUGUCCUUCCACGCCUCCUGUUCCGCCUUCGGUGCAACAGUUCAUGAAGCGCAUAUCUCCAGCGCCCCCCUUGCCGCCAGCCCGAGGGACCAGUCCUGUAGCGGCGGGAGCGCCGGCGCCACCGGCGCGACAGCCGAUGAUAGUUCAAAAUGGGCCCCAAGUCCAACAACAACUGACGCAACAGAUUCAAGCAUUGAGUAUAUACCAAACGGGCUCUGCGGGUGCGGAGCUCCCGCCGCCCUACCCUGUGUCCGGCGUUCCGCCGCCGCCUCCGUAUUCUAUGUCCAUGCAGAAUCGACAGAGCCCGACUCAAUCUCAGGACUACAGGAAGAGUCCCUCGUCAGGUAUUUAUUCAGGAGGAACCUCGGCCGGUUCACCGAGCCCGAUUACAGUGACGCAAUCGACAGGCUCGGCGUCCGGAAUGACUCGCCCUACGCCUAUGCAGGCGUGGACAGCGAGGCAAGCCGUUCAACCUCCUAUAAUCAUGCAAUCGGUCAAGAGUACGCAAGUGCAGAAGCCUGUUUUGCAAACUGCCAUCGCGCCUGUCGCCCCACCGCCCGUAGCGAGCUCCAUAGUCCAACCGCCUCCGCCUUCAUAUGCUAGUUCGAUACAACAGAAGCAGGCGCAGACGCCACCGAGUUAUCCCUUGGCGCCCAAGCCUUCUUCCCCCGGCUCUACGCCGCCUGUCAUACCAACUGCGACCACUCCCACCGUACCUACUACUGAACCCCCAAGUUACGCGAGUACGAUGCAAGCUUUAGCGGUACAGAGAGGAAUGCACCCGAUCCCUCCGCCACCAUAUGGAAACCCGAACGAUAAUACGACGACGGUAAACUCGCAUCAUUCACCAUUACAUAAAAAGUUUUCCAAUAAUUGUGAUAUCAAAGGUGAAACGUCACAGAUGGAAAUAAAAUGUCAGAAUCAGAAUUGCAAUCUUCUAAAAGAUAAUGCACCGUCUGGUUCCGAUAAAAGUUCAAACGGUUCGUCGGAAAGGCGACCGAAGGACGGAUCUGAAAAGUUUAAACAUCAAUCACCAAUACCCGAAAGAAAGAAUAUUAGUAAAGAAAAGGAGGAUGAAAGGAGAGAUUGUAAAGUUAGAAAUUAUUCCCCCCAAGCAUUUAAAUUUUUCAUGGAACAACACGUCGAAAAUAUUCUUAAGUCUUACAAACAACGUACGUAUCGUCGUAUGCAACUAGAAAAAGAAAUGACAAAAAUUGGUUUAAGUUCGGAAGCCCAAGAUCAGAUGAGAAAAAUGUUAUCACAGAAGGAAUCCAAUUACAUAAGAUUAAAAAGGGCGAAGAUGGACAAGUCCAUGUUCACGAAAAUUAAACCGAUAGGGGUAGGUGCGUUCGGUGAAGUUACACUGGUGAGAAAGAUCGAUACUAGUCAUCUAUAUGCCAUGAAAACGCUUCGAAAAGCUGAUGUUUUAAAGCGUAAUCAAGUAGCGCACGUCAAAGCCGAGAGAGAUAUCUUAGCGGAGGCUGACAACGAAUGGGUGGUGAAACUGUAUUAUAGUUUUCAGGAUAAAGAUAACCUGUAUUUCGUGAUGGAUUACAUACCGGGUGGUGAUUUGAUGUCACUCUUAAUAAAAUUGGGUAUAUUCGAGGAAAAUUUAGCAAGAUUUUAUAUAGCGGAACUAACGUGCGCGGUGGAGAGUGUACAUAAAAUGGGAUUUAUCCAUAGGGAUAUUAAACCAGAUAAUAUUCUUAUUGAUCGUGAUGGACACAUUAAAUUAACCGACUUCGGUUUGUGCACAGGCUUUAGGUGGACGCAUAACUCCAAAUAUUAUCAGAGAAAUGACCACGGACGGCAAGACUCCAUGGACCCGGUGGACGGCGAGUGGGGCGCCAUGGGCGAGUGCCGCUGCCACCAGCUGAAGCCGCUGGAGAGGCGGCGCAAGCGGGAGCACCAGCGCUGCCUCGCGCACUCGCUGGUGGGCACGCCCAACUACAUCGCGCCCGAGGUGCUGCAGCGCACCGGCUACACGCAGCUGUGCGACUGGUGGUCGGUGGGCGUCAUCCUGUACGAGAUGCUGGUCGGGUCGCCGCCCUUUCUGGCCGCCACGCCGGCUGAGACUCAGCUUAAGGUGAUAAACUGGGAAAGCACACUUCAUAUCCCAGAUGCGGCGAAUUUGUCCCGAGAGAGCAAGGAUCUGAUCCUUCAACUGUGCUCGGGACAAGAGAUGAGACUCGGGAAGGACGCGAACGAGGUCAAGAACCACCCUUUUCUCAUGAGCAUCGACUUCGAGAAGGGUCUUCGGAGACAAGUAGCGCCCUACAUACCCAGGAUAGACUACCCGACCGACACGUCCAACUUCGAUCCGAUCGACCCGGACAAGUUGCGCAACUCUGGUAGCUCGGACUCCAACAAAUCGGACAGCGAGCUGCUCGACAGUGGGAAGACGUUCCACGGUUUCUUCGAAUUCACUUUCCGAAGAUUCUUCGACGACGGCUACACGAACAAAAUCAACCUCGACGACAACGACAACCAGGGCCCCGUGUACGUGUAGCGGCACAGUGACACAGACACAGACACAGGUGCAGUGCGUGCCUUGACUCUCUAUUAUAACGAUAGAUUCCCUGUAAACAUAACGAAUGUAACGUAUUUAAAAUUACUUUUAGAGCCGUAUUGUUAAUAAUCCCGGUGAUAAUGUUGUAAUAUUGUAUCGUUAUGUAUUUGUAAGAUUAAACUUAUUGUAAUAUAUGUAACGAAUGGAUCACAGUAGUACGUAGCCGCUGUAACCAUUGGUGCUGUCAGCCCGCGUGUCGGGCAUCUAGCGUCGUUCCAUUCACUGUAUACUAUUUUUGUAACUAGAGAAAUUAUUUAUGAGAUAAGAACAAGCUUACGUGAAUUAGUGAAUGAUAUGUCACUAUAUUUUCUUAUGUAUUUAUCGAGGUAGGUCGCUUAUAAAUGUGUGUUUGUUUAUAUAAAUUUAAACCGUAACAUAUGAGAGUCAUUAACGUAACGGAACGGUUCGACAGAUUGGCAUAAUUGCGGUUGUGUGGAAGUGCUUCCAGUCCGUUGGACUAGGUCUCGUAACGUGUGCCUUAUUCACUGUAAAUCUGUUUACACUGAUAUUUAAGGAGAAAGAAUUUCAGAAAUAUUUUUACUAAAACGUAGGUCCGAAUUUUAUAACUCGAUAUAAUGUAGAGUGCAAUAAAUAUUUAUUAACAAAAAAAAAAAAGAAAAACGAAAUCGCAUGUCUUUAUGACACGUUUAAUUUAUGUCGAAGGAGGUUUUAGUUACGUUCCGAAAUACGUAAACUUUGUUACGUCAUUCGAGUACACAUUCAGGUUUAGUUUUUUUUUUUGAAAUUGUGCAAAAUGUAUUUUUGUUUUCACUAACAACAUCCAAUGUUAAUAUUAAGUCGCGAAUAACGUUAAAUUAUAUAAAUCCGAGAACAAAUAUCGUGUGACUAGCAGCUAUAAUGAGUUAGCUUGUUUGUGGUCUUAAGGACAACUUUUUUGUACAGUAUGUUAUAAACGAGUCACUUCACCUUAAAUUAUGUGUUAUUGAAUGUAAAUUGUUUUAUUCUAAAAUGAAACAUGCUUUUAAGUAAAUGAAAAUAAAAUAUGGGAAUUC
Messenger RNA from Vanessa atalanta (red admiral), 4647 nucleotides. It is a transcript of the gene wts, whose product is annotated as serine/threonine-protein kinase Warts. The coding region runs from base 491 to 3574 and encodes 1027 amino acids. Gene Ontology annotation, biological process: hippo signaling; G1/S transition of mitotic cell cycle; peptidyl-serine phosphorylation. Gene Ontology annotation, molecular function: ATP binding; protein serine/threonine kinase activity. The transcript has 5 exons. NCBI's taxonomy places the organism in Eukaryota, Metazoa, Arthropoda, Insecta, Lepidoptera, Nymphalidae. The record is from RefSeq and is a predicted model, not a curated record.